AGAAAGAAGUAGUGAUCUUCUACUAGCAGGCGUCCUAGUUGUCAUAGUAAAGACUAGAGCUUGCGAUUGUGGUGUAGUAAAAAGUACUACCAAGCAGCCGCAAGAAAGAACAACUCAGCAGUGAUGCGUUGAGAACAAAUCUGCUAUAGAGAAGCGUUGGAAGCUAACUUACUAAAAUAAUCGGCUAGACAAACAAGAAAAUGAUUGCCACAUCAGCGCAGCAAGCAGAACCGCAGCCAGCGACAUCGUCGUCGCCUGCUGUGCCAGAGGAGGUCGUGGGUGCUGCCGCAGCUCCGGAGAUCAUGAACAGCAUGGAUAUCGGCGGGAUGAAGAACAAUUCUGCAGAGGGAGGGGAGGCGCAGGUAAGUAAUUGUAUUUAUGUUUUCGAUCACAUAAUAUGCUGGAACUUGUCAUGCGCUUGGGCUUGGCCCAAAACUGAAGAAUUCUGUCAUGCUUGAAUUGCAAUUAGUACCUACAGACACAAAGUCGAAGAUAUUCACUUUACCGACAGCAAAUCAUCCCGCAGCAUUUGGACAACGGGAACAACCAAAACACCGUAUCCUAAGCAAAAACGUCUCCACCCCAUAGUCAAGUUGGGAAUCUUGCAACACAAAUCUCCAAGUUUUGGGAGCUGUGCAUCAUGACAAGUUUCCCUCUGCAGUGUAGUACUGGUUGACAAGGGAAGCCGCAUGAGAAAGCCACUUUCUCAUCCUGUUUACAGCAUUACAAAUUCCAAAACACGAUUGGAAAUACCUCUCGCUCUCAUUGGAGCUGCGCAUUACAAAUGUUCCUGUCAGUGCACAUUGGCAUGACAGCCCUGGGGUGGGGACGUUUUUACUCAGGAUACACCGCUUUCUCGCCCAUCGAUGUGGACGAGCAGCACAAAAAUUUGCAGCAGCAACUGGCCCAGCUGCAGCAGUUGCAGUUCAACAACAAGUUUUGUUUUGAAAACAACUUCCCCUUUUUCAACCUGAUGAACAGCCUGCAGAACAACGGUACCGCAGCCGGUGCGACUAGUACUACCUAUACGGGCGCAAACGCAGCCAUCGGUGGUCCGAUUUCGAAUUCCACUACCUCCAACAGCUCCUCGAACGAGAGCCCGACGGAAGGUUUGACGAUAGACGUCUCCAAACUGGUGAACUUUCUGUCCAUGUCCGCCGGGGCCGCAACCUCGCGGAACACCACCUCCACCACCGUUUCGGGCGCGACGUCUGCGGGGGGCGUUUUGAACGCUGCCAACAUCGGCGCAGCCGCGAUGGGAGCCGCGGGCGCGAAUCCCAUCACGAACAACGGCAUGACCACCCACAUCACGCCGACGGAUUGCUCGCCCACAGAUUCGGACAUCAAUGCGUUCAACAUGCAGUUUUUCCAGAAUCAGGUGCUGAAUUUCCAACAAAAUAACGCCCAGCAGCACUCAUCUUCCCCAAACAAUACUUUCGGGACGAACAGCGGUGUGGGGAUUGGGACCAUGAACGUCCAGAGUUUGGUGGAGCACCAGGAAAACAGUAAGAUGGUGCACCGUGGUAUGGUGUUCUCAACUGUUACACUCUCAGCUGUUGCGUGGAUUUGUUACGCAAGAAUGGGAAAAGUGAAAGGGGGAGGAUUGCGCCUGUAGCAUUACAAAUUCCGGACAGAUUUCGGUGCUGUGUAGCCCUAGGCAAAGUUGUCAUGAUGCGAAGCAGCUUGAUCGGGUGGAUGAUGAUGGUGCUUUUGCAUGACAAACUCAUGUAACAGUUGAGAAUGUAACGGUUGAGAACCCCAUACGUGGCGACAACAGUUCUUACCAGUUUCAUCACAACAUGCAGCAGCAGCAGAUGCAAGGGACGAAUGGUUAUCAACAGUUCAAUUACAAUCAGAACAACGGCGGGAAUACUAACCACAUGAACCACAACCGUUCGGGUUGUCGGGAUAAUCAGCACCAGAUGCACAACAACUAUCGUGGUGGUUCCCGAUCGAACUACCACUCCCGGAACCCGAGCCGGUCCGGCGAGCAACAAGGCUGCUCGUCAUCCGAGCAACCAAUGUACAACCAGCACCGCGAAAAAUCGGUGACCUACUGGAAGAACAAGCAGAAGGAAAACGGGCAGGGUGGCAACAUGCAGACAAGCAACAUCAACCGCGGUGGUUGUGGCACUAACCAAAAUUCUACUGGCGGUUCCUGCGCAGCCCCGGGGUUCAUCAAUAAUCAACAGCAGAAUCAGACUACGACCAACUAUGACACGUUCAACGGAAACAAUAGUGGUUCUGGAUACAACAACGACCAAAAUUACAACAACAACCAGCAGAACCAGUACAACAACUCGGACAUGCAGAAUAACAUAAACCACAAUCGGUGGAACACCCGUCCGGGAGGGAAUCAGGGUGACAACGGAAACAACAACAAUUGGGGAACAAUGAUGAAUAACAACAACUCUUGGAACAACAUCACAAAUCAGAAUAAUUCCUACGGUAACCAAAACCACAACCCGAAUCAGCAACAGCAAUUCCAUCAAAACGAUUUCUCUGUGAAAAAGUACCAGGAAUUACUGCAAAAGUCCUACCACUCGAUCGUCCCGGCGUCGAAGAAUUUCAACCCGAGUAUAUGCAUUGCAAAUAUGUCUAGGUCUGGAAACUUGUGAUGCAUGUCAGUGAGAAGAAAGCGCACUGUAAUGCACCGCCAGGCAUGACAGAUUUAUCCUUGGCUCCGUGUUGCGUAUUCCGCACGACAAACAGCGUUUUGGCAUGACAGAUAAGAGGAGCUCUUGCUGGCCACGCAAUACAGAGCUCAGUGUCAUGCCCGACUAGCAUGACAAAUCCCGUAUCCUUCCAGACCCAGACAUAUUUGCAUUUGAUAGAGCACGGAUUUACCCAAGGACGGGCGGUAUUCGCUGCAGAAGAAACCGACUAUCAAGUGCAAAUAUCUAUGCCUGGGUUUGGAAGAAUGCAACUUGUAAUGCUGCACUUGGAUCCCAAAAAAAUCUGUAUUGCAUGAGCAGCAAAGGCGGGAGUGUAAUUUUUGCUACGCGGAGAGGGCAUUAGCAUUUGUCAUGCGGAAGAGGCAUCAAGAAGCCCUCAAGAAAUAUGUGAUGCUAGGGCAUGCAUCACAGACAUCAUGGCUCAUACAAAACUUGCAUGACAAGUCUCAGAAUGAUUUCCAGACCCAGGAGACAUAUUUGCACUUGAUAACGACCUACUCGAAACAGAGUUUCCACUCAAAAAACACGACUGCUUCCUACAACGGGUCCGGUAUGGGCGGGGAUCAUGGGGGAGAUCAACAUCAACCUGGGCACCAGAACUACAACGGAAAUAAUUCGCAUCAGCCCAAGCGGUUCGUGUGUGUGUUCUGGAUCUCGGAAUGUACGACGUCCGAUAACAGUUACAACCACGGUGCUGCUUCCUACAAACAACACUAUGGUUUUGGAAACAACAAGGAACAAAAUCUCGACUUUGUGGUGGUCAAGCGGAUCCUCGGGAAACACGGAAAUUAUGAAUUGCAAAAGUAUCGUACUCGUAGUAAUUGCAGUCAUGCGUUACAAAUCCUUUGCCUUAACGUAAAUCCGCAUUACAAAUUUUAUUUCUCAUGCUGAAAUGAAAAUUUGUGAUGCAUUUAUACGAGUACGAUGCUUUUGCACAGGAUAGAAACAACAUGCGAUCGAUCUUCGAGGAGACCGGGUGCAAUAUGAGAGUGCGCAAGCCCCCCUCCUCCUCAUUUGUAUGGCAUGAGCAGCAAUACAAACACCAGCACAUGUGGAGCCUAUGCGUGACAAAUUCAUGGGUCUCAUGUAGAAGUACUGUUUGGGCUUCCAGAAGAAUUUGUCAUGCCAACAGUGCCACAAAGCAGCGACUGGGUUUAGGAUUUUGCAUCACAAAUGAGGGCGGGGAGGCGGAGUUGUGCAUUCUCAUAUGCAAGGUCCGGUUGCGCGGCCGGGGGUCCGGAUUUUUGGAGGGACCGGAUCGGAAGGAGUCGACGGAACCCUUGCAGUUGCAUGUUUCCUGCCUGGAGUAUAGUUAUUGAUGUGGGUUGUUUGUUAUGCGGAAAAAUUUCAACUUUUUCGCAAUAUGGUGGAAUGCAUUUUUGUCAUUCAGGCGUUUCUUUGAAUCACUUCACAGUCACAGAGCGGAUUUGUCAUGCAUUUUCACACAUCAAUUCCAAUUCAAUAUACAGGAACUUCGAGAAGUAUCAGCAAGCGGUGGAGAUGGUGACGAAUUUGUUGACCGACAUCUACUAUGCAUUGCAAAUAUCGAUCUGGGUCUGGAAAAAUUCCAACUUGUGAUGCAAACUCAGGAUCUUACAGAAAUUUGUGUUGCGUAAACGCCAAGACCGAGAGCCGCCAAUUUUUUGCUAGGCAAAUAGGGAGUUUCUUUCUCAUGCAGCGCAGGCAUGAAGAAGUAGCCCGCGCAAAACCUGUAAUGCUUUUACGCGCAUUCCAGAUCAGCUGCUUGAUGCGCAAGAUGCAUGACAAACAAGCGUACUCUUGCAGACCCAGACCUAUUUGCAGUCGAUAUCUACGAUGGUUACAAGCGGUUCUGCAAGCGGCACAGCCUCCCGAUCCCUACUGGUGAGGACCUGCAAGUUAUGAUGUUGAGGCAAAAUAUCAUCUGAUCUACUUGCUUCAGGAAGUCGAAGUUUGUGAUGCGUGAAUCGAAGGUGUUGCAUGAAAGUUGAAAGAACAAACUCUGUGCCGCGCAGCUUUGCAUCACAAAUUCUUAUACUGCUCGACGAUGAUGAUGUUUUUGUCGUUCAUAGAACUCCGUAUGGAAGAGGUGCGACGGGAUGAUUUGAAGCAAGCCAAUCAGGCGGCGCAGGUGCAGAUCCCGGUCGCGCAGCAAGGAGUUGUGCAGUAGAGGGUUUGCAUACGCACUUGAUGACGUUGAGUUCUUCUAUCUUGAUUGCUCGUUGAAAUUAAGCGAGAGGAAGAGUUUGAACUUAGGUUUACCACGAGCAACAUGCCGCAGCUGCUAUUCUUGAAAUUGGCAGAUGCGUAAAAAAUUGAAUGCUUUUACAAGAAAUUAAGCACCGCAGUAGAUACAACGACCGAUGCAGGUAUUGUAGUUAUCGACAUUGACUAGUACGAAAAAAAUGAAAAGUCAAGACGCAGUGAAAAUUAGAAUUCUGCGAUUUUUAUCGUAUCAUUUCUUCUUGAAAUUAGGUAUGUUAAGAAAAUGGAAAGUGAUUUAGUACGACCAGAUUCCUAGAAAACAGAACCGGAUAGCAGACAGGAUCAGACUUGACAGACGCUACAAAUAUUUCCUAACGUAUGUUUUGAAUUCAGACUAAUAUUUAUCAUCAUGGCCGCUGCAAUCCAGUACGAUUGGCGCGCUUGCGGCAUCUCUGCUAGAAUUUUAUCAAAAGAAUGUACAAAGUAAAAGAAGCGCACUUGCACUACUUGUUUUGAAAUUUAUAUAUUUUACACAUCACAGCUACAUCGAUUUCUCUCCUAGCCCGAGUGGCUUCUAUGCUUUAUCUAUUUGUAGAACACUUUUGUCUCACCACCGACCACAUUCACGUACGUUUUCUGUUGUUGUAAAACUGUACCAUUCUGAAAUUUAUUUCCCGAUACGAACGACCUAGACGUAUUCGCUAUCGCUAACUUUUGUAAAUUCAUUGAAGUUUCUGUCUCCUCAACUUCUAGAGGUCAUUUCUAUCACUGUUUUGUUUACCACUCUUGUUCAUGAUUACAAAAUUUGUUUCGACGACUCUUACGGCUUCACUACGACUACCAUGUACGAUUGAGAUAACAGCCGCCCUAGUUCUACUGAUCUUCUGAAAAUUCAUUGCUAAGAUUUCUUUUGUACACAAAUUCUAGCUAAAUAUCCUCAGAUAGAGCCGAAUAGCACUACAUUCUAGGAGGACGAGUUUCACCGCUAUCGAGGACAUCCUCUCGCGGGGUUGGUUGUUGACGAGCAAACACAGCAGCAAUAUAAACUUUCCUUGAUGCGAGAGCUGGGAAGGAGCUCUGUAGUUUAUCCCGUCAUCAGCAAUCUGCGUGACGAGAAAGCAGCGGAGGUGGAAAAUGAAGAGGAAAUAAGUAUCAGAAAUCGAAUUGUGCAAACUACUACUAAGUUAUUUCCUAUGUCGUGCCACCG
Amoebophrya sp. A120 is the source of this 6066-nucleotide messenger RNA. The record is from the annotation of a GenBank genome assembly. NCBI's taxonomy places the organism in Eukaryota, Dinophyceae, Syndiniales, Amoebophryaceae.